Messenger RNA from Protopolystoma xenopodis, 288 nucleotides. The record is from the annotation of a GenBank genome assembly. NCBI's taxonomy places the organism in Eukaryota, Metazoa, Platyhelminthes, Monogenea, Polystomatidea, Polystomatidae.
CCAUUCCUCAUUGCAUCGCAGACGCAUGUUAUCGAUCGCCUCCAAUGCACUCACAAGGCGUUUAGACCGGGCACAGUUGUCUUAAAUUUGGUGUAUAUCGAUGCUCCGGAUGGCCGUAAGAUCUUAAGUAAGGCGAAGCGUCGGUUGAAUCAGACACUGCCCCGACCGAUAGUAGCUCAGAUCAGCAGAUUUGUGCCUCGUCAUCGUGCAGCCUCGCAGCGCAGUAUCUACGUCGCGCGUUGGUGUGUAGCCUCCAAGGGCCUGGAGGAUCGGGCAAUACAGGCUUGA